Molecule: messenger RNA, 1511 nt
Organism: Echinops telfairi (small Madagascar hedgehog)
Lineage: Eukaryota; Metazoa; Chordata; Mammalia; Afrosoricida; Tenrecidae
Product: major vault protein
Exons: 7
Coding region: 13-1470 (485 amino acids)
Cellular component (GO): cytoplasm; nucleus
Source: RefSeq, a predicted model, not a curated record
GGAAGCACGUACAUGCUCACGCAGGAUGAGGUCCUGUGGGAGAAGGAGCUGCCUUCUGGUGUGGAGGAGCUGCUCAGCAAGGGGCAAGACCCCCUGGCCGACCGGGGUCAGAACACGCUGACCGGCGCCCCUCAGCCAUUCACCUCCCGCAACAAGACCCGCGUGGUCACCUACCGGGUCCCUCACAAUGCUGCCGUGCAGGUGUACGAUUAUAGGGAGAAGAAAGCUCGCGUGGUCUUUGGGCCUGAGCUGGUGUCCCUGGGACCCGAGGAGCAGUUCACGGUGCUGUCCCUCUCGGCUGGGCGGCCCAAGCGUCCUCACUCCCGCCGGGCGCUCUGCCUGCUGCUGGGACCCGAUUUCUUCACGGACGUCAUCACCAUCGAGACCGCGGACCACGCCCGGCUGCAGCUUCAGCUGGCCUACAACUGGCACUUUGAACUCAAUGACUGGAAGAACCCCCAAGAGGCAGCCAAGCUCUUCUCGGUGCCUGACUUUGUGGGGGACGCCUGCAAGGCCAUUGCCUCCCGGGUGCGGGGGGCCGUGGCUUCCGUCACCUUUGACGACUUCCACAAGAACUCCGCCCGGAUCAUCCGCACUGCCGUCUUCGGCUUCGAGGCCCUGGGAGCCAAGGAGGCCGAUGGCGGCAUCUCUCUGCCCAAGGCCCGGGACCGGGCCAUCUUCCCGCAGAACGGGCUGGUGGUCAGCAGCGUGGACGUGCAGUCCGUGGAGCCUGUGGACCAGAGGACGCGGGACGCUCUCCAGCGCAGCGUCCAGCUAGCCAUUGAGAUCACCACCAACUCCCAGGAGGCAGCUGCCAAGCACGAAGCUCAGAGACUAGAGCAAGAAGCCCGGGGCCGACUUGAGAGGCAGAAGAUCUUGGACCAAUCAGAAGCUGAAAAGGCUCGCAGGGAACUUUUGGAGUUAGAAGCUCUAAGCACGGCUGUGGAGAGCACCGGGGCUGCCAAGGCGGAGGCCGAGUCCCGGGCAGAGGCGGCACGGAUCGAGGGACAGGGCUCCGUGCAGCAGGCCAAGCUGAAAGCAGAGGCGUUGGCCAUUGAGACGGAAGCUGAGCUACAGCGGGUAAGGAAAGUCCGAGAGCUAGAACUGGUCUAUGCCCGCGCCCAGCUGGAGCUGGAGGUGAGCAAGGCCAAGCAGCUCAGUGAGGUGGAGAUCAAGAAGUUCCAGCAGAUGACAGAGGCCCUGGGCCCCAGCACCAUCAGGGACCUUGCUGUGGCCGGGCCAGAGAUGCAGGUUAAACUGCUCCAGAGCCUGGGCCUGCAAUCAACCCUCAUCACCGAUGGCUCCACUCCCAUCAACCUCUUCAACACCGCCUUGGGUCUGCUGGGGGUGGGUGCUGAGGCCCAGCCUCAAGGCAAGAAGAUGGCUGGUGGACCCAGACCUCAAAAAGGCCUACUUCUCCAGGGCCCUCCUUCUGCCCCAGCUGUUGAAAGCGACCACAUUGUGCCUUAGCUCUGUACUGCACUGACAAAUAAAGCAGGCAUUUCUGAGCA